Coturnix japonica (Japanese quail) is the source of this 6069-nucleotide messenger RNA. RefSeq names its product protein phosphatase, Mg2+/Mn2+ dependent 1E (gene PPM1E). NCBI's taxonomy places the organism in Eukaryota, Metazoa, Chordata, Aves, Galliformes, Phasianidae. Gene Ontology annotation, cellular component: nucleus. Gene Ontology annotation, biological process: protein dephosphorylation; negative regulation of protein kinase activity. The record is from RefSeq and is a predicted model, not a curated record. Gene Ontology annotation, molecular function: protein serine/threonine phosphatase activity; cation binding.
AUAAAUAUCUUCAUAUUGGUUUCUUUUUUUCUCUUUUCUAGUAAUUGCCCUUCAUUUCUUGCUGCUGCUUUAGCUAGAGCCACUUCAGAUGAAGUCCUUCAGAGUGAUCUUUCAGCACACUACUUACCAAAGCAUGUGGACAACGCCGAUGGGAUUAUACAGAUCGAGACAGUGAAACUGGCCCGCUUAGUUUUUAGCAAACUCCACGAGAUCUGCAGCAACUGGGUGAAAGAAUUCCCACUCCAGCCGAAGCCACACCGCUAUUAUGAGACAUCCAUCCACGCCAUCAAGAAUAUGCGGAGGAAGAUGGAAGACAAGCAUGUCUGCAUUCCAGACUUCAACAUGCUCUUCAACCUUGAGGACCAAGAAGAGCAAGCCUAUUUUGCGGUGUUCGAUGGCCACGGGGGAGUGGAUGCUGCCAUCUAUGCCUCCAUCCAUCUCCACGUGAACAUGGUCCAUCAGGAAAUGUUCCAGCACGACCCGGCAGAGGCGCUGUGCCGAGCUUUCCGGGUGACGGAUGAACGCUUUGUCCAGAAGGCAGCCAGAGAGAGCCUGCGUUGUGGAACCACCGGGGUGGUGACUUUCAUCCGAGGGAACAUGUUACAUGUGGCUUGGCUUGGGGACUCCCAGGUUAUGCUUGUGAGGAGAGGCCAAGCUGUGGAACUGAUGAAACCCCACAAACCAGAUCGAGAGGAUGAGAAGAAACGCAUUGAGGCACUUGGUGGCUGCGUGGUCUGGUUUGGAGCCUGGAGGGUGAAUGGGAGCCUGUCAGUCUCCAGAGCUAUUGGGGAUGCUGAGCACAAGCCAUACAUCUGUGGGGAUGCAGACUCUGCCUCCACUGUACUAGAUGGCUCUGAAGACUACCUCAUUUUAGCCUGCGAUGGUUUCUAUGACACGGUCAAUCCCGAUGAGGCGGUCAAAGUGGUGGCUGACCAUCUAAAGGAAAACAAUGGUGACAGCAGCAUGGUAGCACAUAAAUUAGUGGCAUCCGCUCGGGAUGCCGGUUCCAGCGACAACAUUACUGUCAUUGUGGUAUUUCUCAGGGACAUGAAUGCAGCAGUCAGCGUUAGUGAGGAGUCGGACUGGACAGAGAACUCGUUUCAAGGUGGGCAAGAAGACAAUGGGGAAGAUAAGGAAAACCAUGGAGAAUGCAAGCGACCGUGGCCCCAGCACCAGUGCUCGGCACCUGCUGACCUAGGCUAUGAAGGACGAGUGGAUUCCUUCACUGAUAGAACUAGCUUAAGCAUAGGGUCCGGCAUUAACCCGUUUGAUGAUCAAGGUUAUUUAGACCUGACAAAAACAGAAACUAGUAUGCCUAAUAGUGCCAAAUACCUGCCACCAAUUCAAGUGUUUAGUCCUGGUAUACCAAAGAAUGCAAGUUUGAUUAAUGGUUUAACAGUGAAGAACGAGUCACCAGAGAGCACAUCAGCAUUGACCUGUGGACAGAGCAAUCCCAGGGCGUACGGCUCUCCUCUCGGUUUGCAUGCUGCAGGGCAGAGCAUCUACAGGGUGAAGGGUUUAACCCCCAUCUUCUUUGGGCUGGAAGAUGAACUGUUCAAGUCGUUGGGAAAACGAGUUGCGUUCUUUCAUUUCCAUAACGGGAAGAGGCGACGAGGAGCCAGGCUCAAACCAAAGUUUCACACGCCGCUCUUGGCUCUUGAGCCUUCCCAUAGAGAGGGGUCGGGGCUGCCCUUGCCUGUCCGACACCGUGGUAGCACCAAGCUGUUGGUAAGACACUCCCCGUGGUGGAGGCUGCCUAGUCCUAACGCUUACAGUGAGAGCAUGUUCUUGACACGAAGACAAAGUCAUUGUAUACCAGAUGCAUACCUUCAUCAAUGCUGUAAGAUGUAACUGCCUCCCUUGUGUUUCCCCUUCAGACUCCCAAAAUAUAGACAUUCCCAAAAUAAAAAAAACUGGCAUCAUCAGGAAGCAAAAAAAAAAAAAAAAAAAAAAGGUAAAAAAAAAAAAAAAAAAAAAAAAAAAAUUUAAAAAAAAAAAAAAGUGGGCAUUUCAGAAGUGUGCUCCAGUCCCCUGCAAAGCUCCAACCGUGUGUAAAUAGAUCUUAGGAAUUAACAAUUCUAGUUGUUUCGGUCUCCACAAGGAUUGCUGGUGGUGCCAGCAAUGCCACAGCCACCCGCACGCACAGUGUCUAGUCACACUCACCAGUGAAAGCUGAAUAGCUGGGUCCUGGGAACAGACAUUGGGAAGGAACAGCCCUUGAAACUGCAGGAAGGUGAACCCACCCGAGGUGCAUCUAUGGAGCAAUAUGUCGAGAAAGGUUCUGGUUUAGAACUAUUAUUUUUUUCUUAAGAGUGGGGAGGAAGUUUCCAUAGAAGUCCAGGGUUGUGUGGGUUAUUUUGUGUUCUGCUGUUCUGCUUUCUGUUUAUUUCAGGCUAUCAUUAAGAUGAAUCAGAGAAUUACAUCCACUUUUGCAGGUAAAAGACUAAAAGCCAUACAGGGUUUUACCAGGUAACUUAGGAAUGGACAAACUAAGCUCCUGCUACUCUGUUCUCAGACUCCGAUUGAGGUACAGACUCAUAAUUUACCUAUUUUUUUCUUGUAAGAUAAAAUGUGGAAUAUGAAGAAAACUGUUUUUGUAGUUUUUAAAGAAAAAAGAAAUCAUUUCCUAUGGCUAGAGGUGCAGCAUAGGGAAUUUCGUAUAUUUCUGGUGCUUUUAGUGGCAUUUUUCUUGUUUGUCAGUUUAGGAAACUGUUCUCAGUUAGUUUUAAGCAAAUAUGAUUGUGCUUCAUGCUUUGAGCCAACCUCUCUCCACCGUAACUUCAUCUCAGGUCUUAAAAGAAACCACAUCUGUGGAGGUGUUCAGCACAGUCCUGCUGUCACUCAACAAGGCAGAGAACGGCUUGCUAGGAACAACGAGCAAUUCAGGAGCUGUUGGGUGUCAGUGAUCAUUUCUAGAUGGCAGUGGCAUAAUUGAAUGCUGUGUUGCAGCAUGAAGGACAGUCAGAAGCUGUGUCUACAAGGAGCUUUAGUGCUGCAAUUUGAUGCUUUCCACAAUGUGUCCGAAGGGCUGCAGGAGCAAUCCAAAGCAAAUGGAGAUGCCAUGGAUGCCUACGAGCAGGGGAUGUGCUUGGGGUUCAGUGCAGGAGGUAAAACUCAAUGACAAUCCCCAGCUCUGCUUUGGUCAGACCUGAAUUCAGAAGGACAAGGGAGGGACGUCAGCAGACCUUACACUAAUUAGCAGAGUGCUGUUGAUCAAACCGCAUCAAACAGCACCCACCAGCUCUGCCCUGCUCUUGAGGGGAUGUUCAGCCCUUAAGGGAGCACUGGAUUAGGACGUAAGCAAGCAGGCUAUUCCCAUCAGCUCCACUGAACAGGCAUCCAGUUACUAUUAUUUGUUACAAUAAGACAUUUGGAGAAGUAUGAAUAAAUAAGUCUGUGUGAGCAUUUAUUGUACAAUUCAUAUCAUUUAGCGGUAAUAAUUUAACAAUAGUAUUAGUAUUUAGCUAGCAUUUGCAAAGUAUUUUAAUAUUAAGUAGUCAGGAGAUUAUCCAACACAAAGAGAUGGCAAGGUUUGAAUUCUGCCAAUUUCUGCUUCUUCUGUCUUUGAUGCACUAUUUUAAAAGCAAUUCUGUCAAUAGCAAAAAGGCUUUGUGAGCAACCAGGAGUUGGAGUGUGGCUUCAGAUUCCUUUGAUCUCAUUCAGAUGUUUUUCUUUUUUAAUCUUGUGGGAUCAUUGGCUCUUAUCUGUCAUCUUAGUAAGCCUUAGCCAUUGUCUGCGUUCUCUUUAGCUGCAGCAUAUGUUCCAAGUCACAUUUACUAAGGAAAUUUGAGAAUAUAUGCAACUCUGGGGCAUCUCUAUGGUGCCUUUGUUUUAAAUUAUUCACAGUAAUAAUAACGCAUUGAAAGUCCAUCUUAGAGCUGACUCGUGUGUCUGAGAGGAUGGUUGGUGUAUAAGUGCAAUUCUUUGUAUGAGUACAUCAGAAUGAAAAACCAUUAUGGAUGACAAAACUUCUUCCCAGCCUGCCGGAGCAGUUGAAGAGCACUGGACUGCAUGUGUGCUGUUUGGGGAAGGUAAUAGCUUUUUAGGUGUGGAUUCAUCAGUGAUAACUGCUACUACUCGUACCAUUUGUCUCGCUAGGCGAACAAUCUGCCAUCGUAGUUCCGGUGUGGUCAGGUUAAAAACAAAAAACCCCACCACAAACCAUUGUAUAGAUAGCAAGUGUUCAUUUCUUCACUAAAUGCAUAUUUAUAGAGUAGAUAGGAACCAUUUGUAAGGUAAGUCCUUUAAAGUUCUAUAAUAUUAAAGUAGUGGUUAUUGGUCUGAUAUAUGCUGCUCUUGAUUCUACACACUAGACAAAAAAAGCAGUGCUUUGUGAAAUGCAGUGUUUUCUCUUAAUGCCACUGGUGAUAGGAAGUAGUUCUCUUCAGUUCAGAAUCCUGUGCCCUUAUUUGCUGCUUGCUCACGUAAGCAAUAAUCCCCCUCUAAUGGUAUCUAAGUGUUCUGUAUCUCGUACUUUGAUUGUCUAUCUGGUGACGAUGUAAAAAAAUAUUAGGCUAAUAUAAAAGUAUUUAAUUGUAUUUAUUAACUGUUGAUACUGAGAUCGUCUGUGACCUGUGUUUUGUAUUUUUAUCGUGUAUCUUAGUAGUGGUGGAAUUUGUAUAACAAAUCUUUCCAAUAAAGAGCUGAAGUAUCCCUUUUCCGCAUCAACACAACCCGCAUCAGUUUCAGUUUACGUAUUGAGCGUGUCUGCACAACUAGGAGGUAGGUAGUGAAAAUGUUCCUUCUUGAAUCCACGCUGGUUUUGAGCAAUGGGCUUCAGGCUGCCUGAAGCUGCUCCAAACUCGCUCGUAUUGCUAUUCACUGUGAGUGCUAGAGGGGCUCCUCAAUCCCCGCUCUGACAAGUUUCCUGUGCACGCUUUUUAAAUGUGCAACUCAGAGGAAUGCCUGCGUUGCAGAGAGCAGUAUAGCACCAGACCAGGGAGCUGUUAACCCACGUCGAUUUGCACUAAAGGUGGGUGGAAACGCAUGUAUGUAACUUUUCUUUUACCUAGAAGUGCCAUCAAUUGUCCUUGCAACUUAAAACCAUUCAGUAUUUGAUUUAGAUUGUGUUAUUAACGCUGAAGGACAAUGUCAAAGCAGACUAACUUACGCCACAUUUAUCGUGGUGCGCUGUCAUAGAAACUCCACUCUGUAUUUGGAACACUGUGUGUCAGUGAGAAAUGCAUUGUCCUAUGGGCAGAUAAGAUGAGGCAUAAUGAAACCCAUGUGUAGAGAAAUGACUGCUGUAGUUCAGGUCCGCUCUCUCUUCACUAAAUCCUCCUACCCUGGCAAUGGUCUGCGGGAAAAAAUACGAGAAAGAUUGGUCUAAAUUAGGGGCUGUUUCAGCACAAUUUAUUCACUCAGCACUAGUCCCAUUAACAAAGCCAUUAAAGGGGAUACCCCAGCUUUGUUCACGCCUGUAAUUUAGGGCAAUCUUUCUUUAAUUCAUACCUUCUUUACAACAGCAACAAAAACUUCCUACCCUUGUAUCGUGCAAUAAGUAAUAAUGAAGCACCAACACAACCUCCGAAUGUUCAUAUUCUUCUCCAGUCCCUGAUAAUCAGGCGAUCGCACUAUAAUACUUGCCAGCAUUAAAGCUAAAGAAAAAUAUAAAUCCCACCUCUUAGGGUCUAGUACAACUAUUGUAUGUCGCAACUGCAUCCUGUUAGUGGUUCUUUUGUUUUUUGUUUUGUUCUCUCCCUCUCCUUCACUCCAGAAGAGAUCCUGAAACGGGAACAGGGGAAGCUGGCUGAGCCCAACCUGAGGGCCUCCAUGCGUAGACAGCCAGGUUGUGGGUCAGCUGCAGCACUGGGUGCUGCCCUGGGUGCUCCUGUCCAUCCGUCUGUAGUACCUGUUUGUGAAACUAACAUGUUCUUUAUGCCGUGAAUAAAUCAAAGCUCAUCACUUAGCAGUGUCGGGACUUUCCCUUUGCACUUCUGUUCUACAGUUCACAUAUGAGUUUAUAGUUAUAACCAUGUAUUAGUCAUCCAUAUUUUAUUUAUGAAGCUGUUUAUACAAAAACUGUUGAAGUUUUACCAAUAUCUUAAUAAAACAGUAAUUUAAACCACG